Calliphora vicina (urban bluebottle blowfly) is the source of this 780-nucleotide messenger RNA. RefSeq names its product larval cuticle protein A2B-like. The record is from RefSeq and is a predicted model, not a curated record. Gene Ontology annotation, cellular component: extracellular matrix. The coding region runs from base 34 to 666 and encodes 210 amino acids. NCBI's taxonomy places the organism in Eukaryota, Metazoa, Arthropoda, Insecta, Diptera, Calliphoridae. The transcript has 2 exons.
AAAAGAACCAAUCAACCACCUCAUUGUAACAAUAUGGCUUUCAAGUUUGUUUUCGCACUUGCCUUUGUAGCUGUGGCCAGCUCUGGUUAUGUUCCAGCUCAUCAAGUUUAUCAUGCUGCUCCUGUUGCCGUACAUGCCGCACCAGUAGCUGUUGCUCAUAAUGUUGUGGUCAAAUCUGAAGAAUACGAUCCUCAUCCACAAUACAAAUACUCUUAUGGUGUUGAAGACAAAUUGACCGGAGAUUCCAAGAGCCAAGUUGAAGAACGUGAUGGUGAUGUUGUUCGCGGUGAAUACUCAUUGAUUGAUGCUGAUGGUUACAAACGUACCGUACAAUAUACAGCUGAUGAUCAUAAUGGUUUCAAUGCUGUUGUACACCGUGAACCUCUUGUAAAGACUGUUGAUCACUAUGCUGCUCCUACAGUUGUUAAGACUGUGGCCCCCGUUGCUCACUAUGCCACACCCACUGUUGUCAAAACUGUUUCCCCAGUAACUCAUUAUGCUGCUCCCACAGUUGUCAAAACCGUUGCUCCAGUUGCUCACUACUCAGCACCUGUUGCCCACUACUCAGCACCAACUGUUGUUAAAACUGUUUCUCCUGUAGGCCAUUAUGCUGCUCCUGUCCAAUACACCUCAUAUGCUGCUCCUUCUUACAGCUAUCACCAUUAAACUCUAGUGAGCAUCAUUAUCGAUACAUUCGCCCUAUUUUUAAUUAUUUAGUUUGUAUUUUUAUUCGAAAUAAAAUAAAAAAAUAAAAAUGUGUUAAAAUAUUAAAAUCAAAAA